Fusarium verticillioides 7600 is the source of this 2558-nucleotide messenger RNA. RefSeq lists its product as hypothetical. Lineage: Eukaryota; Fungi; Ascomycota; Sordariomycetes; Hypocreales; Nectriaceae. The record is from RefSeq and is a predicted model, not a curated record. The transcript has 2 exons. Bases 37 to 2181 code for a protein of 714 amino acids.
UGAUCUCCGUCUUACCAAGGCUUUCACUCAUUCUUCAUGAUGUCUCCUGUUCUUUUAUUCUCCUUUUUACUUGCAAGUCUCUUUGGUGCAUCCUUUGCUCUUCAAGAUGACCAAAUACAGCCUGAAAUUUGGUGCAUAACAUAUCUAUCAACUUAUUUAGUCCCCGUAUCAAGAGGUCACACUCGCCCUACGACUCCCUCUGCUGAAGAAACCAUUUUCCCAGAGACCUCUGAAGCACCUUCGACAUUUUCUACAGACCUGGCUAUCCCCUCAACUCUCUCUAUUUCUGAUGAUGUAAUUAUUACCACUUCAGUCCCAAGCCAAACUACUGGAAUUCCAAUCCCUGAAGCCAGUGGCCGAUCAGUGAUAUUCCGCGUCGUUCCAGAAUCGCAGGACACCAAACGAGACCUACAGGCUAGGGCAGUCGGCGGUUUUGUUGGCAGUCAGUCAGAAAUCUGUGCUGCUGCCGCUGUCUUCAACCUGGUUCAAGGCCGUCUGUUGGAUGGUAGAUUGCCCAUAUACUACAACGGCGAGAGUUUCAAGGAGCUACGCGGCUCCCCAGGAGCGUUACCUCGAGGGGCUGUUACGGUGACCUUUGCUGAUGAGGAUGGAUUCCUCCGAUUUUCCAACUCAGACCUACCAAAUGGUGAGGCAGGCUUCUGUCAAGACCCCGAGAACGGUCAAGUCUAUAUUACUUUCACUGCAUCGCCACCCGGGUGCCAAACUAUAAGACUUUCUAUUACUGACGUCGACGAUUGCCGAGAUGGCGAUGUAUCCUCGAGCUUUUCUUCUCGAACUGCCAAUACACCUCUGCUAUCAGAGUCUACAUCUGUGUUGCUCGGAACGACGUCUCCCUCCAACGCAGUAGCUUCUACGACCACAAAGGAUAUCCAGAUGGGUUCUUCCGCUACAGAUGUUCCAGCUUUGACUUCUCAGGUUGAACCUGUGUAUACGAGCUCUGUGCGAUUAUAUAACAGCUCUUCGUCUAUCAUAUUUGUCACAGAACCUGGUCUCACUCAAACAACUUCUGUGUUGGACAUUUCAGCCAGUGUCACAAAUUUCCCACCUACAUCUCGGCUGAGCUCCGGGACCUCAGAUCCGGAGACCCUAUCCACAGAUUCACUAUCCACGGGUGAACUGUCCACGGAUAUCUUAGGAACGUCGGAAGAGCUCUCUUCUAUCUUGACGCCAACUACAACUGACACGCCAACUACAACUGACACGCCAACUACAACUGACACGCCAACUACAACUGACACGCCAACUACAACUGACACGCCAACUACAACUGACACGCCAACUACAACUGACACGCCAACUACAACUGACACGCCAACUACUACGAAUUCUCGGAUUACAAGUGUCACUAGCUCUGGUACCGACUCCACGGCAAGCUCUGUUGACGGUUCUUCUACUGCGUCUGGAUCAUCGUACAGCUUAGAGACUGAUACUAGCACACUAUCGGAUCUACCAUUGGAUACCAGUUCAUCUUCUGACUCGAGCUCAACGGUCCUUUCAACGGCUGAUACCAGUCUUUUUACCACGACAGCUGUUGAAUUCACAACUUCAACCACUACGAGCUCUGAACCGACGCGCACACGUGCGUGUGCAGAGGGCCUGUCUGAUCCACUGACACUAUUCAAUGGUGAGAGGCCAUCCGACAAUGGUGUCGAAGAGCUCGUGCUCCCUUUUCAGGUACCGCUCUACGGUGAAACCAGUGAAAUGGUCUACGUCAGCCCCAAUGGACUUGUUACACUCAGAGACUCCUUCGGGGCCGAUUCGGUCCCCGCACUGGCCUUCCUACCGGAUGAAAACAUUGAGUCGCUGGCUAUUUUCCCUUACUGGAUUGACAUGAUAGUUCCUGAAGGUUCAGGAGCCGAGGUUACAUACCAGGUUAAGCAGACUCCCUUUGAACCAGGGGUCCUGACCAUAGAUUGGUGUGUUUUCACUACAUCAGGUGCAACUGAGCCAAACCACUUUCAAAUGGUGAUCUCAGAGGACCAACUGACCCCUAUCACCUUCUUCUACUAUACCAUCCAGCCUGGGGGAACUAUUGCUACUAUCGGUGCCCAAAAUCGCGACGCGGAUCAGUGGGUGCAGUAUUACGGUGCUAUCCCAGAUAGAACGUACAUGGAAGUUGAUACGUUCGGUGACGGGGAUAUACGGACUGGUCAGUUCUGAGACCGCACAAAUUCUUAAUUCUCACUUCAUUAUUUUCUUAUUCUCUUUGUUUCAUUUCCUCCCCUUCGAUCUCUGGAUUAGCUAGGCUUUCAGGUUUUCGCGAAGCUUGGUUUAAUAUAGACUACACGUGGUCCUCUUUAUGGUCAGAUAAGAUGUUGGCAGGCGAGAAUAUGAGAGCCUAGGGCAACAGUGUAAAGUUAAUUCCCCUUUAAACCUUAACUGUAUUAGCUACACUACAAUAUCAUCUCAGUCUUGGUUAUCCUUCAACGUAAUCCCCCAAGGAAUCGCACUGAGCAUCCAAGAUCACGCACUGAGUAAAAAGGCAGAGAUAUAAAGAUGAACCUUCCAAAGAAUAUAAGCAGAGCAUUUUUAACCAA